This is a messenger RNA of Malaya genurostris, 1476 nucleotides long. RefSeq lists its product as uncharacterized. Bases 1 to 1476 code for a protein of 491 amino acids. The transcript has 2 exons. Gene Ontology annotation, molecular function: nucleic acid binding. The record is from RefSeq and is a predicted model, not a curated record. NCBI's taxonomy places the organism in Eukaryota, Metazoa, Arthropoda, Insecta, Diptera, Culicidae.
AUGUACAUUCUGGACGGAUUCAACCAUCGUCCUCCACUGGAUAAUUUCACCACCUGCUACAUGGAAGACAAUCCCGCUGAUCGUAUAUCAAGAGGAGCAGACCCCCAACAAUUGUUAGAAGAUACUGCUUGGUGGCAUGGACCGCCGUGUUUGUUUCUUCCACCGGAGGAUUGGCCAGAUUCAAUCGUUCCGUUAUCAUCGUCAAUGGUCGAGCAGCAAAAUAAAGAACGCAAGUUAACCAUCGUAGCCUUUCACGCACACGCUGCGGAUAAUUCUUUAAUUGUUGCAUACUCAGAGCUCGCUCCCUUGCUCAAGGUCACUGCAUACUGCAAACGAUUCGCCGACAACUGUAGAGUACCAAAAGUAAAUAGUGUAACAGGAGGAUUAACGGUAGAGGAAUACGACAACGCUUUGAAAUCGUUAAUUCACGUAGCACAACAGGCAUCUUUUAGUGCUGAGCGACAAUACCUACACGCUCAGGAGAAGGGCAUCGUUUCUCUGAAGAAUGCUCCGUUCAAAUCAUCAAUCAAAAACCUCGAUUUGUUUUUCGAUUCACGGGAUCUACUCCGCAUCAAUGGACGUCUUUCUAUGUCACCAGGAUCGUACGACUGCCGAUAUCCAAUAAUAUUGCCAGCUAAUCAUCAUCUUACUAAGUUGAUAGCUAGAUCAAUUCAUCAUCAAGCGCUGCAUGUUGGACACACGCAACUUCUUUCGACGAUGAAGCAGCGAUUUUGGCCUGUUCGAGGCAGAGACCUUGCUCGAAGCAUAGUUCACCACUGCGUGACGUGGUUCCGUUGUCGUCCAAAACCAAGCGAUCAAUAUAUGGCGCCAUUGCCUGUUGAUCGAAUAACGCCGUCAAAGGUCUUCGAAAAUACGGGGCUGGAUUACUGUGGGCCAUUUUUCGUUCGACGAUUCGCGGGAAGGGGCGCAUCGGUGAAAGUCUGGGUCGCAGUGUAUGUCUGCUUCGCCGUGAAAGCCGUGAUGCUAGAUAUCGUCGCCGGGAUGUCAGCAGAUGCGUGCGUCAAUUCGCUUAGACGCUUCGUCAGUCGAGUCGGCCGCGUUCGCGUAAUACACUGCGAUAACAGCACCUCGCUCGUUAGCGCUAGUCGCGAGAUGAAGGAGAUGCGAAAGCAGUUUAUCGAACAACUGGAAUCUACUCAUUGGGCAAAUGAGUGUCUAAAUCUGUGGAAACGCUGGUCGAAGGAAUACAUCAGUUUGUUGCAUCAACGUCCUUCUAAGUGGAGAAAAAUUCCAACAGAUUUCAUGAUUGGUUCAAUGAUUCUUUUGAAACAGGAUAACACUCCUCCCAAACAAUGGCCUCUUGGACGCGUUAUUGCUAUCUAUCCCAGCGAAGAUGGAAUCGUACGAGUUGUGGAUGUACGUACUCAAGCUGGCAUUCGUCGCAGAGCUACUACAGAGUUAUGUUUACUUCCUCUUGAUGACUCCCUGAACGAAGACUGCAAGAAUCAUUUAUAA